AAGUCUACGUAACGUUCCACCGUCUGCGGUGUAUUACAAUAAUAAAAUGUUGUGGCAUACAUUAUGUAAAUUAGUUCAGCGCCAAACUUAUUCAUGUUUAUCACACAAGUUUGGCAUUUACAUGGCAUAUGCUGGUAUCGUGAUCGUUCUGUAUUCAGUGUUUCAUUUUGGAGAGGAAGUUCUUGUGUGGAGUCGCAACAAAUACGACGUUGCAUUCAGCGCAUACCAUGAUAACAUUGCCUCAACAUCAUUUCAAAACAGACUCUGCUCCGAAGUUCCAAUUGAUAUUGUUUAUACUUGGGUUAACGGAUCUGACCCAGAACUAAUAAAACAAUUAAAUGAAUUAAAAAGUAAAAUGAGCUUAAAUUUAUCAAGUGAACAAAGUGGAAUCCCAGCAGAUAUUACUUGUAAUUUAAAAGACUGUAUAAAACUACCGCUGUUAUCUGUGCUUCCAAUGAUUAAAGAUCUAACGUUAGAAAUGGCAAAAGUCAAAUAUUCAUCUGUCAAAAAUCUACAGUCUGUAUUUACACUUGAUCUACCUAAAGAAGUUGUUCAAGCAUCGGAAACACAAGCUUCAAUGUUAAGGUUCAAGACAGUAGAUGAUGCUCGUACAAUGCAAGUUAACAAUAACAAGACAAAUCAUACAAUGUUUCAAGCACAUGUAACUUCAGAUGCCUCAGCACCACAUUCUAUGAGGUUAACAUCAGCUUUCAUAUUAACUUCAAUCCCAAAACAGUUUAAAACUGAAGCAGAGGUGAAAGAAAAUUUGCCACAACUUUUAAAGGACAAACUGAAUUGGCUCCACUUCAGCAGCUCAAAGAACAGUGCAUUUAUUUGGCUCACAGAUUCAACACUGGUAGAUGAAUUUGCAAAGGAAAAAGGCAACUCUACUUUAAAAUUGGGAUUUGUAAUGGGAUCGACAUACAACAAAGUUGAUGUGAAACUUGCGUAUUUUGUUGGUCGAGUUGAACCACACGAAAGUGAAGAUGUAAUUUCAAAGAGUAGAUUUGAGGAUAAUGAAGAACUCAGGUAUUCCCUUCGUUCAGUUGAAAAAUAUGCACCUUGGGUUCGCCAUAUAUACAUUGUUACUAAUGGACAAAUACCAUACUGGUUGAACAUGGAUGCACCUCGUGUAACGCUUGUAACCCAUGAGGAAAUCUUUGUUAACAAGAGUCAUCUACCAACGUUCAGUUCACCAGCAAUUGAAGCUCAUAUUCAUAGAAUACCUGGACUUGCUGAUAAAUUUAUUUAUCUCAACGAUGAUGUCAUGUUUGGAAAAGAGGUUUGGCCUGAUGAUUUCUACACUCAUGCUGAUGGCCACAAAGUUUACCUUGCGUGGUCGGUACCUAACUGUGCAGAAGGUUGUGCCCCAUCAUGGAUUACUGAUGGAUAUUGUGACACUGCUUGUAAUGUAUCAGCAUGUGAAUGGGAUGGUGGAGACUGCACUGGUAAGAAUAUAAAGCCUGGUGUUGGUGCUGCAAGUAACUUUGGUGCAAACUCAUGGAGAAGUACCGUGUCUUAUUGUAAACCUGGAUGUUCCAAUUCAUGGAUUGCAGAUAGGUUUUGCGACCAGGCAUGUAAUACUUAUGAGUGUGGAUUUGAUGCUGCAGAUUGUGGAAUAAGUAACUUUGAUAAAGCUUAUAAAAUACCAGGUUUAAUAAAUGAAUCUGUAUAUCAAAUUCCUGAUGGUCAACAUUUGGCUUAUAUUGACUUAUCUAAGAAAUUUGCCAAAGUAUCGUCAGCAAGUUAUGAAAAAAAUGUCAACCUACGAGCAGCAGCUGUUUCCAAUAAGUUUCAUGUUUUAACAAUUAUAUUUGUGGUCAAUGGAAAUCAAUCUGAGGUUGCUUUCAAUGUGAGUGGUACAUCACCCACCACAGAUGGUGGUGACGAUAAUGUUAAAGGGGAUGACAGCUCAGAAACCAUAUCUUAUCAAUUUAAAGUUCGGGCGAACCCAUCAAGCAAAAACUCCAACAACACAAACAACACAAUCACUGAAUCAACCUUGGAUGGAGUUCGAACCACAACAGAAAUUUUUGUCACUGAAGCAGCAGAAAAUGUUGAAUACGACAACAUAAUCGAAUUACCCGAAGAAUUUAAGCGACCGCAAAUUUCUCGCCUUCAAAAGGAAGAAGCUCCGGAUCUUCCAAUAUCGGAAGAUGAUCUCAACAUCACUAUCCUUCCAGAAGAAGUCCGGAAGACCUAUUUAAAAUACAAGGAAGAGUUAUCUCUUGGUUAUUUGACAAGAAAGGGUUAUAACUCCAGUGUCUAUCAUAUAUUGUCACCAUAUUUUGAGCUGAUACGUCAAAAUUAUGUGACCAAGCCACACAGCGAAGUAAUUGCUGUCGAUCAGCAUGAAGUAACGACGGUACAACAAGAUGAUAUCAAUGUCAACGGACAUUCUCAUAAUAGGGGAGAUCCUGGUUUUGUAUCAAACACUGAAAAUAAACGGAAAAAGGUUGAAGUUGAUCAUUUAAGAAAAGACAGCGGUGUUUAUGGUCGAGAAACUUUCAACAGAAUUAUUCAAAGAGUCGGAAAAGAAACUUCAAGAAAGCAAAAUACAAGUAAUGUUGAAAGCAAGAGUUCGUUAACGUCACGCAAGUUGUUGUCAAUUGGUUCGUUGAAAGAACAGAGUGAUAAUGAAAGUCAAACCCUGGGUGAGAUUUUACAGAAUCAACCCCCUAAUGUGGAUGGAUUUCUACCAUGGGAGAAUAAGAAGGAAAUGGUCAAGUUUCAACAGCAGCUGGAAGAGAAUGAAAGAAAAAAGGCAACAGAAGAGAGAUACACAACUGUUUUUCGAAAGCGUAAACUUCUUGAUACGUUUGGUGAUUCCUUAAGAUUUGUGAGUUUACUUUAUAACAAGAAAUAUGGUUUCACUCAACGUAAAGUACCUGCUCAUAUGCCGCAUAUGAUUGACAAAAACAUCAUGUGUAAGUUACAAAGUAAUUAUCCACAUGAAUAUGAUAUGACGUCAUCGCAUAAACUGAGGCAUUCGCAGGACAUGCAAUUUGCAUUUUCAUAUUUCUAUUACAUCAUGAGUGAGUUGAAACAAUUUAAUGUUUCGGAAAUAUUUGAUGAGCUUGACACAGAUCAUUCGAAAGUUCUCUCUGAUCGAGAAAUUCGAUUAUUGGCCACCCAAAUAUUUGACCUCCCACUUACAUUAGAUGAAUUAACAUCAUUAGAAUCAGCUUUUAAAAAGUGUGCGAUGGAUCUUUAUGCUGGGCCUAACAUGAAUUCAUCUGAACACAACAGAAGUGUCACGUUCACUCAACCCAUUGAUGGGUUAAGUCCAUUGGCUGCUUCGGAAACUUAUUAUGACAAAGAGAUGCCGCUGGUGACGAGAGAAAUUGUUCUUUCUUGUGAUUUUAUUACAAACAAACUCAACAAAACUUACAGUGGAAGGAAGAAGUACAAAUAUGUUCAAUUGGAUGAAACAGAAGUUUCGUUCAAGAUGAUACGUAGCAAUGUAUCGGUGGUGGUGGGACAACUUGAUGAUAUAAGAAAACAUCCAAAGAAGUUUAUUUGUCUCAAUGAUAAUAUUGACCAUACUUCCAAAGGUGCUGAGACUGUGAAAGCUGUGUUACAAGAUUUCUAUGAGACUCUCUUCCCUACCCAAUCACAGUUCGAACUCCUGCAUGAUUAUCGAAAUCGUUUCAUGAACAUUCAUGAUUUGCGUGAGUGGAAACAGAAUCACGAGCGAACUUUGUUCAUCAUGCAUUCCAUCUUAAUCUUUCUUCUCUUCGCAAUUAUCAUCUCAUUCUUCUGGGAUCAAAUUUACCGCUUCUGGAGGCGACAUCGGCAUAAAGUUUUCCGGAGGGGUGUGUUAAAGGUUUGGAAGCUGAAGAACAAACCUCGUGACCCUGUGUAGUUAAACAAACCCAGGGUGACGCUGUGAUGUGUUCGAAGAUUGCUUCCCAAGUUUUCACUGGUUUGGUGUUGGUACUAUUCUACGACAUAUGCAAUUUUUAUUCUUUUAUUUAUUUCUUACUUCAUAAAGUGCUGCUGAUGUUUCUAAGUCAGUCAUACCACAGCAAAGUUUAUUUUGUCAAACUUCGACAAAAACUAGUAACAACUAGACACGGUAUAGCAAAAAAUGUUUGCAGUUAAUUUGACAAAAACUAAAUACAAUUUUCAAUUUGUCAACAGUCAAAAAUGAUGAAAAUUUGCCGAACGAAAGUUUCAUAUUACCCAGUUCUGAAUUCAAGUAUACUAGAAUAAGGUAGUUACAUACAAUUUAUGUUCAGAUUGCAAAAAAAUCGAAUUGCUAUGUUAUAUAAAUUUAACAAUUUGGUCGUAAAAAUCCAUCCCAGUUAUUAAAUACAAUUUCAUUAUGUAGUUAUUGCAACAAAACGAAUAGAUUUUGCAAAAUUUGCCACUGUAUUUAUUUUGUAUAAUGGUAUUUACAAUUUAAGUCAAUUUAUUCUUAACACAUAGUGGUUUAUCUAUAGCGUACUUGGUUCAGGUAUGCGGUAACUCUGUGUGAUAACUUUCAAUUCAGUUACUAAAACGUGGGCUAACCGGUUUGGUAGUAUGGUACCAAUAUUUAGAAUUAAUUCGAAAAUUAAUUUCAUUAUUUUUCUACCUUUUUUACUAAUUUUUGAAGAUUAGUAUUUGCUGUUCGUUUUUGAGUUCUACUACACUAUAAUAACAUUAACUAACUUUGGAAGAAAUUUAAAACAAGUGCAAUAUUUCUUCAUUUGAUUUUGUGAUUUCUAGUGCCCGCUCACCAAUUCCAAUUGAUUGUAUUUUUCUUGUAUUUUCUAAAUGUUAAGCCAAUGUGAACAAUACAUACAUAUACGACUUUAAUGUGAA
This is a messenger RNA of Ciona intestinalis (vase tunicate), 4809 nucleotides long. NCBI's taxonomy places the organism in Eukaryota, Metazoa, Chordata, Ascidiacea, Phlebobranchia, Cionidae. The record is from RefSeq and is a predicted model, not a curated record.